Molecule: messenger RNA, 6283 nt
Organism: Sebastes umbrosus (honeycomb rockfish)
Lineage: Eukaryota; Metazoa; Chordata; Actinopteri; Perciformes; Sebastidae
Gene: irs2b
Product: insulin receptor substrate 2b
Exons: 2
Coding region: 423-3797 (1124 amino acids)
Biological process (GO): insulin receptor signaling pathway
Cellular component (GO): plasma membrane; cytosol
Molecular function (GO): insulin receptor binding; phosphatidylinositol 3-kinase binding
Source: RefSeq, a predicted model, not a curated record
UAGGAGGGCUUUUUCCUUCUCUCUCUCGCUCUGUCUCUCUCUCUCUCUCUCUCCAGCAUUCAUCUCGUUUCCACCAAUGAGCCCAAUGAGCCGAGCGCACUGAACCGCCCACUCUGUCGGUGUGUGUAUUUUUUUCUCCUCCUUUUCCGUCCUCUUUUUCUUUUUUCUUUUUUUUUUUUUUUUACACACACACACGAGAGCUGAAUGUGUAGAUCGUCACAUGUUGUUUCACCCUCCUCUCCUCAGUCCGGACACUAGCAGCAGCAGCAGACAUGUGUUAUUUACCGCUCAGCUGUGGAAGAAGACGAACGCUCUGGGAAUAAAAGAGGAGGAUUAGAAUAGAAAAAAAAGACGCGCGUCGUUUUUCUUCAGCAACAACUCAAAGGAAAAGGAAAAGCAUUGUUGUCUUGAUAGCAGCGAGAAUGGCGAGUCCGCCAAACACCGGAGAUCCGCCGCUACUACCCGGUAAUACUACCAACAACACUAUCAAGAAAUGCGGCUAUCUGAAGAAGCAGAAACACGGACACAAGCGCUUCUUCGUGUUGAAAGAGCCGAGCGAAGGUUUCGCUGCGCGGCUGGAGUACUACGAGAGCGAGAAGAAAUGGAGAAACAAAUCCACCGCGAAGAGAGUUAUCCCUCUGGACUGCUGCCUCAAUAUCAACAAGAGAGCCGACGCGAAACACAAAUAUCUCAUCGCUCUGUACACCAAGGAUGAGUAUUUCGCAGUGGCGGCUGAGAACGAGCCGGAGCAGGAGAGCUGGUACCGGCUGCUGACGGAUCUCAUGGCGGAGGGGAGAGUCUACGACGGAUCCGCCUCCAGCUCUGCGUCCUCUCUGGUCGGCUUCGACGAGGCGAGCUACGGGGUGAUAACGCCGGUGUCUCUUGUCUACAAGGAGGUCUGGCAGGUCAACCUGAAAUCCAAAGGUUUGGGGCAAACCAGGAAUCUAACCGGAGUGUACAGACUGUGUCUCUCCAGCCGGACGAUCAGCUUCGUGAAGCUGAACUCAGAGGCUGCGUCGGUAACGUUACAGCUGAUGAACAUCCGGAGGUGCGGUCAUUCAGACAGCUUCUUCUUCAUCGAGGUGGGUCGAUCCGCAACCACUGGUCCUGGGGAGUUCUGGAUGCAGGCUGAUGACUCCGUUGUGGCGCAAAACAUCCACGAAACCAUCCUGGAGGCGAUGAAAGCCAUGAAGGAGCUGUCGGAGUUCCGUCCUCGCAGCAAAAGCCAGUCGUCUGGUACCAAUCCCAUCUCUGUGCCCACAAGGAGGAACCUGCACAAUCUGCCCCCAAGCCAGACAGGGCUUACCCGGAGGUCUCGCACCGACAGCAUGGCUAUGACCUCUCCUGUGAGCAAGUUCUCCUCCUGUCGAAUACGCACAGCCAGUGAGGGUGAUGGCACCAUGGCUCGCCCCAUGUCAGUGACUGGUAGCCCCCUCAGCCCAGGGGUCCACAGGACCCUCCUGACCAGAUCUCACACCAUUUCAAUGCGCCCUUGUCGGACAUUUGAGUCUUCUUCCCUCCAGCACAGUAAGUCCAUGUCCAUGCCCCUGUCUCCAUCCCCACCCAUCACCACCCCUAGCUCAGGGAGUAUGUCAUCCUGCCCAGACAGUGGUGCUCCUCGUCCCUCCAGCUGCAGUGCCUCCUUCUCCGGCUCCCCCAGCGAUGCUGGUUUUAUAUCGUGUGAGGAGUAUGGAUCUAGCCCUGCGGAUGCCCGGGACCUGAGGCUAGGGCUUACCCUCCGUAGCAACACUCCUGAGUCCCUCAAAGCGGACACUCCCCCGUCCCGGGAUGGCAGUGAGCUCGAGGGCUACAUGGUGAUGGAGCGGCAGAACGGUUACCGGCGUUUACCGGAGCUGGACAAGGCUUAUCGGAAGCGCACAUACUCCCUCACUACCCCCCGCCAGCAGAGGGGUCCCCCACAAGUAUCUUCAGCCUCCCUGGAUGAGUACACUCUUAUGAGGGCCUCGUAUAGCAAUGGAAGCCAUUGUUUUCGUAGGUGUCACACUGCCUCCCCUAAAGGGAUCUAUCCGGAGGAUUACAGGGAUGUUCAGAUCACCAUUAGCGGUCUCAAAGGUGACAGCGGCUAUAUGCCCAUGAUGCCAGGUGUGGCAUCCCAGACGCCAGGGUCCAAGCACGACCCCUACAUGCCCAUGAGCCCCAUGUGUGUUUCUGCUCCAAAGCAGAUCAUCAACCCCCGUUCACACUCUACAACGGGGCUGGCCCCGCACACAGACUCCCCUGGGAGUGUUUCUCUGGAGGACAGCGGCUACAUGCGGAUGUGGUGCGGAACCAAGAUGUCAGUAGACAGCACUGAUGGAAAGCUCACCAAUGGAGAGUACCUGAACAUGUCUCCUGUUGACCCCCUGGUGUCUCUCACACCCCCAGAAUACAUCCUCAGUCCUCCGGGGGGAGAUCCCCACCCCCUGCAGCUUCACAGACAGCCUUAUUCUCACAGCUCUCUACCACGCUCCCUUAAAGGCCAGUUGCAGCGCAACGGGUCCACGGACAAAGACCAGUAUGUGGUGAUGAGUUUACAGAGACAGCGGAUAGAAGAGGAGUCCAACUAUUGUCCUGUCUCUCCAGGAAACUCUGUGGCCAGCAGCUCUCCUAGGGCCCCGAGCGUCCCUUCCUCUGCCCCAUCUCCUCUCAGAGUGGCUCGGGUAGAUGGAGGUCUGCUACACCGGAGUAGGGUAUGUCGGCCCACCCGCCUGGCCCUGGAAUCCCUCAGAACACUACCAUGUAUGAGCGAACACCCGCUUCCCUCAGAGCCACGCAGCCCUGGAGAGUACAUCAACAUAGACUAUAGUAGGGCAACUCGCGACCUGCUGGCAUCCUCAUUGUCAGAGAGCUCUGAGACCUCUGUGAGUUUAAAGUGUGCAGAGAGGGGAUCCCUGCCACUCUCAGACUAUGCUAAUGUUGACGUCAGCUCCACGGGUCACCUCGGCUCACACCAACCCGGGGGUUCCCCCCCUGCAGUGUGCCUAAACCACACGCCUGAAGUCUUGACUUGCCCUAGUCUGGUGAACGCCCAGCAGAACAUGCAGGGAGGCGAGAAGGGAGAAGAGAAAAAAAGCAUAGAGAAACCGGCCGAGGAGAGGGGGAUGGUAGAGGAGUAUCCCCUCCAACAGCAGGUGAGCCUGGUGUGUCAGCCUGCUCCAGUCAAGGAUGACUACACUGAGAUGACUUUCAGUCCUCCUGCCCCUCUACCUGCUCUCUGCACCACUGAUGACACCCCCCUCCCCACCAGCCCCACUGCCUGUGUCCAGAGACUCAGCCUUGAUAGCAGCAUUGUAGAUGGCGUGGCCCCUGCGCCAGUGGACUCUUUUCUCCUAGGGGGGCCUUCGUUAUCUGUCACCCUCUUGGAUCCACACAUGGGGGCCAAAGUGAUUCGGGCCGACCCUCAGGGGCGCCGGCGGCACAGUUCUGAGACCUUCUCCUCCACCACCACCGUGACACCAGUGUGCCCAUCCUUUGCCCAUGACACCAAACGGCACAGCUCUGCCUCUGUGGAGAAUGUAUCCCACGCCGUCUGCAGCUCUGAGGGCUCCGACGAGGACUACGGCAGCAACAGCCCCAUGUGCAGGGAGAUGUCAGCCGGUUAUCAAAACGGACUCAACUACAUUGCCUUAAACCUGAUGGAGGGAAACCUCGGAGGAUGCAGGUUAGGGGGCUGCGAUGGACUCCUGAGGUUCAAGACGACCACCGCCUGUGGCUGCAAAGGGGGCAUGAAUGGUUUCAACACGAGCCCCUACGCCAGCAUGGGAUUCAAGGAGACUGCUGCUGCUGUGAAAGAAUGAAGGCUGAUGGGUCACCCCCCCCUCUCUCCUCCCUCCUUCUCCUGUGAACGUCGGAUUUCACUGCAGCCAAGUGACGAGGUCGCCACAGCGACAGCUGGACCAUGCGCUGCAGUCGAUGUCCUUUGACCUCUUUGCCGCCUUCGAGGGUCACGGGGACGGCCAUCGCCAUGGCAACACGGACACUUGACCCUUGCCCCAAAUCUUCCCUCCGCUUUUCUCGGCACCAAAACAUUCAGGCGCCAUCGCUGCUGCUGCUGCUGUACUAGAUUACUUAAAGAAAUAACAAGAAUUUUAAACGGACUAUUAACUCUAACUAUAGCUAGGUAACUAUUUAUCUCUGUGCAUAGGCCUGCAAAAUUAUUCUGCAGUGUAUUGUUAUUUUGCUUUUUAUUAUUAUUAUUAUUAUUGCCAUUCAUACACUUUCAACUGGUCUUCUUAUCUGCCAGAUACUCUCACCUGAAAACCUGUGAACCAAACCUGGAGAGCAUAGUGUGCACACACACACACAUACACGCAAAAAAAACCUUUCAUGCAUACAGAUUACAUAUAUUUAUUUAUUUAUUUAUCAUGUAUGUAUGCAUUUAAUGAAAUGUGUGUGUGUGUGAAUUUGUAUACAGAUUGUACUGCAAAAAGAGGUGGCAUUUAUGAACAUAUUUAAAAAUCAAAGUUAACAUUUUGCUCAAAAACGAAAAAACCCUACCUCAGCAAAACCAGGUUGGUACCAAUUCACACAGUAGAAAUAUAUAUAUAUAAGAUAUUUAUUUUCCGAGGUGAAUGUUUUUUAAAAAUCACCAAUCCAAAGCCUUACUCUAGCCGUCAGCCCCCCCCCGUCUGAUGGACCUUUUUUUUUAAGUUUGGACCUAUAAACGCGCAGUAUAUCAAAGAUUAAACCCCUCAUCUUCUAGACUGAAUGUUCAUCAUGAGAGACAGCCUCUCUGAGAUUAAGUUCCUUUUCUCCCCACCUUACAUUUAUGACAAGAUUAUGUAUUAAAGAUCCAGAGUAAUAUAUUUAUGAAUAUGCCUGAGAUAGAGGAUUCAUACACUAACAGAAUACCCAGAGGACUUUAGAGGAAUGCCUGAUCAUUGCAUUGCAUAACAUAUGCAUGCAGGUUUCACGCAUCCAAACAUUGCAGCAUGAACCGGGUCCAACUGGACCUGACCACCAGAUCUGUGGCCUGUCUGAGCACCAAGUCUCAGCACCUUUUAUACACUUUAUCUACUCAGCCACUGUUCACCUGUGAUAACCUGCAGGAAGUUAUGACCUGUCAGGAAAAGGGACGGGGACAUGAAUGUUUGAAGUUAUUUAUACAAAGUAACUGGACAGCUCAGAAUCUUACAUUUUCUCACCCGAUUGCCUCAUUGCGGAGCUCCGUCGCACCGCACGGUUAGCCGACGGUUGGCCGACGGUUGCAGGCAGUGCUGGGCAAUGUGGCAAAAUGCAUGACACAGUCUGACUGGCUGUUCAAUGAGCCGCUCGAUAGCUCCACUUUGAGCUGAGAGGAGAGCCAGGCGGGACGCGACGCCGGAGCCUAAUGCAUGGUCUUGCACUUACAAACUUUCUAGAUUGUAACACAAGACACAUUGAAUGUAGUACAUGCUGUGUUCCGAGCUCGGGAACACACACAACCCGACAAACACCCCCGGCAACUGCAACAACAACAUGCGGAGGUACUGAAUCGAAACUAUGACGCAGAUACAAACCUCUCUUUAUUUAUCUGAAUUCACUGGUACUUUACCGUUGCCUAUAUACUGUAAAUAGUGCGGCGUUACAGAGAAUUACAUUUAAGCAAACGCUGAGAAACUUUGAGAGAUGUUAAGUUAAAUAACUUAUGUUGUUUGUACUGUACAUAGUUUGUGUUUGAGUGAACUUUCUGAUACGACAAACGCACUAAUUAAGUUAUAUGCUAACCAGAAUGGUUUGGCUUUGAUUUCUUUUUUAACUGUCAUGGGAUAGUCUUGUGAAAUGGAUGCCACUAUGAGGACAUUUUCUAAUGCUGUAAUUCUGAGAAAAAAAAAAAAAAGAUUUUAAGAGAAAUCAUUAAUACUUGACAUGAUUAAUUCUUGUAGGUACAACACAAAUGGCAUAUAUGCAAUAUUUACACUUUUGAAAAAAUUAGUUUACAAAGACGUACCAAAUGUAUAAAUACUGUUAAUAAUGUUUGUUAAACCUUAAAAUCAGAUUUUUUGCUGUUUGUACAUUUUUUUCUCCUCCAAAUUUGAAAUGAAAACUUUUUUUUGUGUUUUGCUAAUCGAGCCUCUUGGUGUUUUGAGCAGUGUUUUGCAUUCGGAUAAUGUUUCAAGUUUUUAUUCAGCAUCUAAAAGGUUACGAUAUGGGCUUAUCCUUGCUGUGUCUUUCAUUGUAAAUAUUUCACAUCUUGCAUAUUGUGAUGCUACUAAGAGAUGAUAAUUUAAACUUAGUUCAUUGCUUUAGAUUGUAUUGAUUCUUUAUAGACACAUGCAAUAAAAAUGAUGUUAUUUAAGAAAGC